Molecule: messenger RNA, 2347 nt
Organism: Plutella xylostella (diamondback moth)
Lineage: Eukaryota; Metazoa; Arthropoda; Insecta; Lepidoptera; Plutellidae
Product: small ribosomal subunit protein mS39
Biological process (GO): mitochondrial translation
Cellular component (GO): mitochondrion
Molecular function (GO): ribosomal small subunit binding; rRNA binding; protein binding
Source: RefSeq, a predicted model, not a curated record
AAAAUUAACUCAAAAAGAAGGAAAGUGAAAUAUUUUCACAAAAUUCAAGAGUUUCCUUUUCCAGUUAAUGUAAAUGGAAAAUAAUUGUUAAAAGAGCACCAAAAAAGUACACACAAAAUGUACUCGAAUGUCUUAUUACCGAGGCAAUGGUCUCGGUUCGCCUGCAUUUGCCGCUACUCCACAGCAGUAGAAGGGCAGAAGUUACCUCAGAACAGUGCAUCUAGCGAUGGAAUAUCUCCCCCUCUGAGAAUUCGUCGAGGGCCCACCGACAUACUAGAAGCCCUGGCGGCAACCGUCGGCCCAGACCCGACUGCGGCACAUUACAAAUACCAUGAUGACCCAUACCUAAUACCACUGUCAAACUUCCGUAAGAGAGCCUAUGCACUGUCAGCCGAGGCUGGUCGCAGGGCAGCUGUCUGGAUCCGGGACAACCAUGCUGAGUUGUUCAACAUGAGAGAGUGGGACCCCCCUGCCAAGAUGAAGACUCCACACUACAAUGCUGACCCUCGCAUUGAUGCUUAUGCUCCUAAACCUAUUUAUACUAGUGAAAGUAAGGUAACAGAAGAAGACCUCCAAUACACCAUCAACAACUCCCUGGUAGAGGACUCCCUGCAAGUGUUCCAGCUGCUCGGGGGGGUGGAGGGGGUCGAGGGGGACCUGCGGGUCAAGUUCCUCCAGCUGCUGUGCUUCUACAACGAGAAGGAAGCCGACUCCAUGGAGUGGAUGGAGGAGAGGUGGUUCGCGUCCAAUAUUAAGGAGCGGCAGGCUGCCACUUGGAGAACUGGGGGGCUAGCUGAGAAAAUCUUUGCAUCAAUUGAACCAAAAACAUCAGAAGCAUACUGUGCCAUCAUUCAAGGAAUGGCUAAAUACUAUCAGGCAGAAAGAGCUCACAUGCUGGCACAAGAAGCGAUAGAGAAAGGUCUAGUCCUGUCAACUGAUGUUUACAAUUCUCUACUGAGCUGUGUCGGGUUCUUGAAAGAAGGGACAACUAUGCGGACUGAAGCAUUGAAGGCUACCCUUGCUGAGAUGCACAAACAUGGUAUAUCCCCGAACCAAGGCACCCUGACCGCCUGUCUCCGCUCAGUAUCUGCUUGGGGCGGCGGGCGCGCGCUGCAGCAGCUCGCCCUACAGUUGUUAGCGGAGUUCCGGCAGAUCGGCAUACAGCCCGGCCUGUCGGCUUAUUAUUAUAUGCUGUGCCUGUUUUGUAAAGAGCGAGGCCCUAAGAUCGACAUACUAUCCACCAUACUGGCGGACCUGGAGAGCCGAGAGACCCUGACUGCGAUUGAGCCCACUGACACCAACUUCUUCAUCACCGCCAUGGGAGUCUGCAGCGACCACUUACAGGAUAUAAACAUGGCUGAAAGACUGCACACUCUGCUAAUGAAGGGAGAUAACUACAAAUUGGUUGGCGACGCCUACAAAGAGAGCAUUUACUACAGGCAUUAUGUCACCGUAGCCUGCAGGCAAGCACCGUUUGAGAAGACAACUGAGUUAUUGGACACCCUUGUACCUAAUGUCUAUGUACCUGAACCUACCGUAUUUGAAGAGAUAAUCAAGACGCUGGAGCUGGGCGGCGCGGGCGCGCGGCUGGCGGCGGCGUGGUCGCAGCUCGUCAUCUUCGGACACGCCAAGAGAGUGCGGCUUGUUGAGAGGCUUUUACAGGCCAUGUGCUCCUGCUACCAGUAUCAAGAUGAUGAGGUGAAAGCCAAGACCCGUGCUGCAGCAGCAGACAUUCUGAGCUUCGGACAACUCACCGACGAGGAAAUUGCACAGAAGAGGGACCAGAGAACACCACAAGCCCAACUAUCAGCGCAAGCGCUCACCAACAUCAUUCAACUUUGCUCUGACGUCACGGACAAGGCGGACCCUCACUGGGAGGCGGUGAGCGAGGCGGCGCAGCGCCUGCGCAAGGAGGCUGUGGGGGUGCCGAGUGACCCCGCGGCGCUGGCGGCGGUGGCGCAGGCCACGGCGGCUAAAGGGAAGCCGGGGAUCGCUGCUGCGCUAGUGAUGUACCUAGCCGAGAACGGGUUCGAAGAAGCCACGACCGCGAGCGCUUCCGUCCUCGGCACGUUACUGAAUAGAACCGAGAGCGAAGUGCAACAGUUGCUGGCGACUCCGCGCGGUAGUUUGGAGGAGAGCUUGCACCCGUCGGCCGCUGUUCUGCUGGACGCUUACCAUUUAGCCACGACGGGCGUGGAACCAUCGAGAAAUGCUAGAGAUUUCUCCAGCUCAGACAGCGACAGCGACUCUUCGUCCGAUGAUGAGUGAAUAGUAACUAACAACCAUAGUAUUCAAUAAGUAGAUACAUUUAUAUUGUAAGCCAAUAAACGCAUUUACAUGCAUCGUU